Messenger RNA from Astyanax mexicanus (Mexican tetra), 653 nucleotides. RefSeq names its product protein NATD1. Bases 35 to 478 code for a protein of 147 amino acids. The record is from RefSeq and is a predicted model, not a curated record. The transcript has 3 exons. Gene Ontology annotation, molecular function: acyltransferase activity, transferring groups other than amino-acyl groups. NCBI's taxonomy places the organism in Eukaryota, Metazoa, Chordata, Actinopteri, Characiformes, Acestrorhamphidae.
UCUGCUGUAACUGCAGGGUGAGAGAGAGGCGAGAAUGCGCGGUUGGGUCGGGUUGAGCAGAGCGGCGGGAUUUCCGCACGUUUUACCGAACAGAACCGGAUUCUAUAACCCGGGACCGGUUCACACCCUGCUCCGAACCACCCCGACCCCGGCCCGGUACUGCGGGACCGGUACCGAACCGUACCGGGUCAUCCACAACCGGGAGCAGCGCUGUUUCACCGUCAGCCUGCGGUCCGGGGCAGGUGUGGUGGACAGUGCGGUGCUAAAAUACCAAUACAGCACCGACCGACACGUUCACCUACUGUCCACUGCAGUCCCAGAAUCCUUCAGAGGGAAAGGUGUGGCCUCUCACCUGGCAAAGGCUGCGAUGGACUUUGUGGUGGAAGAAGGACUGAAAGCGACCGUCUCCUGUUGGUAUAUUCAAAAAUAUGUGGAGGAGAAUCCAGGGUGUGGAUAUGAAGCUCAUAUAGAAGAUUAGCUUCACUGUAAGAUCAGAUCAGUACAGUACAGUAUGGAUUCAGAUGAACAGUCUGGUUAAUCUGUGGUGUGAAUGUUGGGUUUAAAUCGUCACUUUUAAGCCGUCUGCCGGAGGUACAGACCGGAUGUUGGAUUGUUUUUAGAUGAUCUAAUAAAAGCUGCAUCUGCUGACCAGA